CUGGAUCCCAAACAGAGUGCAUCAUGAAGACUUUUAUCGUGUUCGUCGUCUGCGUUGUCUUGGCUCAGGCCCUCACAGAUGAGCAGAAGGAGAACUUGAAGAAACACAGAGCCGACUGUCUCUCCGAGACGAAAGCUGAUGAACAAUUGGUGAACAAACUGAAGACAGGCGACUUUAAGACUGAAAACGAACCAUUGAAGAAGUAUGCUCUAUGUAUGCUGAUCAAAUCACAGCUGAUGACCAAGGACGGGAAAUUCAAGAAGGACGUCGCUCUGGCUAAAGUGCCUAAUGCUGAAGACAAAUUGAAAGUAGAGAAGCUGAUUGACGCUUGCCUGGCCAACAAAGGCAACAGCCCUCACCAAACAGCCUGGAAUUAUGUGAAAUGCUACCACGAGAAAGACCCGAAGCACGCUCUUUUCUUGUAAACACAUAAUCCAACCCAACCGUUCCAUACCUCAUUAGUGUUAAAUAGCUCGGACGUGUUUAUCUAGACGAUAUCAUGAUUAUAUCGGAGAAUAUUGCAAUCUUGUAUGGUGUUAUUAUUCUAACUUUAAUCUAUAUCUGUUCGAUAAAUUUUGUUUAGUUGUUGUAACAUAUUCGAUCGAGAACCAAAAUUUAAUUUUCUUCUGUGUUCGUCAUAGCUUUGUUUAUCUCGUUUGAUGUUUCUUGGUGAUUUCUUUCAUCUCAUACAAAGAUAAGCAGCUAGCAGCAGAAUUUACAGGGUUUUGUUAGUACAAUAAGUAACGUGUGAAUAAUAUGCUUAAGUGAGAGCAACGUUUACUUUUUUGGCGAAUUUAAUAUUUUUAGUACAACAAUAAAGAGCAAUAGUACUGGA
Messenger RNA from Bombyx mori (domestic silkworm), 835 nucleotides. RefSeq names its product sericotropin. Gene Ontology annotation, biological process: sensory perception of smell. The coding region runs from base 24 to 425 and encodes 133 amino acids. The transcript has 4 exons. Gene Ontology annotation, molecular function: odorant binding. Lineage: Eukaryota; Metazoa; Arthropoda; Insecta; Lepidoptera; Bombycidae. The record is from RefSeq and is marked provisional.